Molecule: messenger RNA, 972 nt
Organism: Hylaeus volcanicus
Lineage: Eukaryota; Metazoa; Arthropoda; Insecta; Hymenoptera; Colletidae
Exons: 6
Coding region: 1-972 (323 amino acids)
Source: RefSeq, a predicted model, not a curated record
AUGACUUCCGAGACAAAUGGCGAGGCUCCGUGUCUCGAGCGUCUUCAUCGAGAAGCCUGUACCUGUUUGGACACCUUCCCGAAUAAAAUCAUCCAACUGAACGACUUUGUCCAAGAGUACAUGCCGGACUCCGUGAGAAACAGCAAGUACAAUGACAACAACGUUGGACGCAAAGCCAAGUGUCAAUCCACGCUUUCGACGACCAAGAACUGGGAUAUAAACAGCGUCUCCGAUUAUGGCGUUUCUAGUUACUACUCUCUGUCGAUGUGUGAUCGUAGUCGAUCGAGACACGGAAUUUGCAAGAGAAAAUACUAUCGAUCGCGUGGCAUAAUUGGAUGCGACGUACGUCGAAGGCCCGGACCCCUCGGACAACUUUUAGCAUUUAUAGUGAGCAGCCUGGCCACGUGCACGAAGAAAAUCGUCGUCGUCCCGUCCCAGUACAUUGUCGACAAUAUAAUUUCAACGUUUUUUCAACGGCGCAAGCUGAAAAACGCACAAUGCGGUCCUUCGACAAAUUGGAACAGCUCUCUCUCGACUUACGUGACCACGCUCAAGAAGGACACCACGAUCAUUGGAAAUCUUAUCGAUAUCAUGAGACCCGCAACAGUGAAACUCAUCACCGAUACCACCACGCUGAAACGCUGGCUGCAGGCCGUCGCUCUGACAACCACAACGCCGUCCAUCGAGCUGGGAAACGCAACUCGCAACAUCGAGACUAUCGACUGUUGGGCUUACGAGUUGUUCUUUCAUCUUAAGUACCUCCAAGUGAAUCGCGCACAACGGACCACCGACAAAGUAAUAGCCGAAGCUGGCUCCAAGCCUGCCGACAUGAUUCACAUAAACUUGUGGCAUCGUUUGGUUCAACUUCGCGACAACUAUAUCAUAUUGUACGAGACGUUGGAGAACUUCGACAAAAUCCGCGACGUCGAGCCCGAGAAACCUCAGGAACAAUCGUUCGACCAUCGCAAUUGA